Messenger RNA from Trichosurus vulpecula (common brushtail), 4467 nucleotides. It is a transcript of the gene EFCAB6, whose product is annotated as EF-hand calcium binding domain 6. Gene Ontology annotation, cellular component: nucleoplasm. Lineage: Eukaryota; Metazoa; Chordata; Mammalia; Diprotodontia; Phalangeridae. The annotation marks the transcript as partial. The record is from RefSeq and is a predicted model, not a curated record. Gene Ontology annotation, molecular function: calcium ion binding. The transcript is spliced from 29 exons.
AUGUCGCUCAGACGUUGGACCUCCUCGCGCGGAGGCGGUUGGGGGCGGUGCUUCCAGACUCGGGACCUCGCCAGGACCAAUCCUGGCUUGCCGGCUUUAGGCCCUUUCCCUGAGGGCCGGACCAAUCAGAGGGCGUUCCCGUCGCCUUGGCAACAACGGCCAGGACGCGAGAACCUGGUCGCGGGACAGAGGGCUUCUGACUUCCAAGCCAUAUGCGUUGUGAAUCCCAUCUUGUCCUUUGCGGAUCUGGAUAGAAUCUUCUUUCAAAAAAUUCUCGAAAAAGAAGAUGACUUGAAGAAGGCAUUUAGCAUAAUCGAUUCUGAGCAAACCCUGAGGGUGACAAAGAAUCAGCUGAGACGCAUAAUCGAAGUCUACCUUCUGCCUCUCACCAGAAAGCAGUUUAAUGAAGUUCUAUCCCAGAUACCUCUUACCAGCAAUGGGGAAGUGCCCUACCUGGAGUUCCUGGCUAGGUUUGGCAGACUGAUCACAAAUGCUCACUCCCUAAAAAGGGUGACUGGGAGACAGUGUAACAUCAGGUCAUUGAAUCAACUCGAAUGCCUGUUAGGAGAAAAGAUUUUCAAGAACGUGAAAAGCAUCAGCAGGGCCUUUAAGCUCUUUGAUUGUUCGCAUUCCGGCCAGAUUCACCCCGAUGGGCUGAGGCAAGUCCUGGAAAACUACUGCUUCAAGAUGAGGGACGAAGAAUUUGAGAAGCUCUGGAAUCGCUACAGCCUUGGGAAGGACACUGCCCUGGACUACAAUGCAUUCCUAAAGAACCUGGCUAUGAACAUUAACCUGAACCAGAAGUACAGCAUGAGCAACAAAGAGUGUACGUGGAGGGUGAAACCAGAAAAUAAAUACGUAUUCUCCUUCUCUUCAACAUCUGGAGACAGUUGGGAAAACUCUUCUCUGGAUGAAAUUGAAGCAGCAUUCUGCAGAGAGUUUGGUGUGUCCACGGCGAAUAUCGAAAAAGCCCUCAGUGCAUUUGACACCAGCAAGAGAGGAUAUGUGUCUCUGAAUUACUUAAAGAUUGUUGUUGACAACUUUAUAUUCCCAUUACCAAAAGGGAUUUUUCUGCAGCUACUGAAAAGAUUAGGAUUUAAAACCACUGGUAAAAUUGCUUGGAAGCAAUUUUUAAGAAAAUGUCAGGACUGUGCCUUAGUUGACAGUGGAUCCAUGAUUCCCAUGAGGAAGAAGAAAAGCUACUGCAUGGACCUGGGCCCUGGCUGCCUGGACAGAGGACCAGGGACAGGAAGCAAUGGAACCUUGCAAGCCAAGGCUUCUGGCCUAAGUUCCGGGGACCCAGCGGGGCUGGCUGGCAGACCCCUGGUUAUUGUGGCUGACUGGCUGAGCUCUGAGGAGGGUCCUGAGGAGGGGCAGGACUGGGCCUGCCAGGAAGAGGAGGACCUUCCCCCUUUUUAUUCUUCCCCCAGAAUGGGUGGAGCAGAGCCCAUCUUGAAGGAGAACAUUAUCAUGAAGGUUUGCAGACACGUGGAUGACAGUUUUUCCGCCUUGAAGAAGGCCUUCCACAUGUUUAACCCGAAACAGGACGAGAAGAUGACGGGAAAAGAACUGCGGCACAUCCUGAACUGUGUCCUCUGGAAAGUCAGCGACGCCGAGUACAAGGAGCUCAUGCAGAUCCUGGACCCGGCAGCCUCGGGCUAUGUCAACUACGGCACCUUCUUGAACCUGCUGGAAGAGGAGAGCUCCGUGUUUAGAAAAAAAAGACUGAAUGGACUCAAAGAUGAAAAGACACCUCAAUUUCUAGCUUGGGACUCAUUGGAAGAAGUUCUCCAUGAUGCCAUCUCCAAAAACAUGCAAGAUUUCCAUGCCUCGUUGAAGACCUAUGACAUCGGAGACACGGGACUCAUCAGCAGAAAUAACUUAAAGAAAAUCUUACAGACGGUCUGCCGCUUUCUGUCUGAUGAGCAUCUGACAAAACUCUGUGAUAAAUUCCAGGAUGCAACUUCAGGAGGAAUCCUUUACAAGAAACUUUUGGCCAGUAUUGGAAUCACCAGCCUGAGCCAUGACUCUCCAGUCACCGUCCAGAGUUUCCAGUCAGUAAAUGGAAUUUGUCGAAGAGACGAUUUUUCUGAGAGGAGCAAGUACGACUAUAAAAAUGAGCCAAUAAAAAACAAGACUCUCGAAGAAGUGAUUGAGAGUCUCAAGAGCUGGAUCCAGCUACAGGACACCGGCUUUCGGGAUACCUUCCUUGAGUACAGCAAGCAUCCCCUGGAAAAAAUCAGCAAAGAAGAAUUUAGGAAGGUGCUGGAAGAUAACGGAAUGCCUAUGGAUGAUGAGCAGUUUGGCCUGCUGGUGAAAAAAAUAGGAUAUAAAAACGAAGGACUUAGUUAUCUUGAUUUUGCAUCCGGAUUUGAAGCUUCAGAUGGGAAGCUCACUGUACAAGAGCCCUCUGGGAUCCUGGCAGUGCCAACAUCUGUUACUCCAAAGGGUAGUUUUGAGAGUCAUUUUACAUCUGCUGAAGAAUGCCUGAAGAACUUUCCCAAGAGGAUCAAGGAAACCUAUGGGGAUGCCUACUCUGCCUUUUACAAGACGGAUACAAACCAUGAUGGCAUCAUUAACAUGGCAGACUUCAGAACGAUGUUGCAUCACAUGCUGAUCACCUUGAAAGAGGAGGAGUUUAUACGUCUGCUUGAGUCGAUGAAUCUGAAGCCAGGCUUAACGCUAAACUACCGGGAGUUUCGUAACUUGUGUGAGAAGAAACAGUUCAAAAAAGAUGACCCCCCACAAAGGCUUAUCAGGCCCAAGCCGAAGAACACAGACUCAGAGCUGGCUUGUGAUCAGGCUCAUAACUACCUUGUUUCAGAAGCAAGAAACAGAUGGUUCGACUUGUCUAAGAAUUUUCUAGAAACUGACAAUGAAGGCAACGGCAUUCUACGACGCAGGGAUAUACGGAAUUCUCUUUAUGGGUUUGAUAUUCCUAUCACACCAAGGGAAUUUGAAAAGCUCUGGGCGAGAUAUGACACCACUCAAAAAGGGUAUGUUACUUACCAAGAAUUUUUGAACCGAUUGGGAAUUGAGUAUUCCCCUUCCAUCCAUCGGCCGUACGUGGUGGAUCAUUUCAACUUCAUGGGCCACUUCACGAAGCCUGAGCAGAUACUGGAGGAGACCAGGGAGCUGCAGCAGGUGUCCCAAAAGGACAAGUUUAAGGACCAUUACCAAGACAUCAGCCAGGCCUUUGCAAAAUUGGAUAAACAUAAAAAUGCCUUCAUCUCCCUGAAUGAGAUGCAGAAAGUCUUGCAAGAAUAUCAGCCAAACAUAACCGAAGAGGAGAUAAUGACGCUGCUCAAAAGCUGGGGGAUCUCCUAUAACGACAAUAUAAUCUACUACCACGAAUUCCUGAAAGCGCUCGAUAACUUAAAACCUGUCAAGGCUCAAUCCAAGGAGAAGGAAGAAGGUCAGGCAGUGGUCUUCUCACUGCUGGCUCCUGACCAGGUCCUGAAGAAGAUGAAGGAAGUGGUCUCAGCAAACUACAACGCUUUCUUCAAGGCAUUUGCUGCAUAUGAUAAAGAAGAUACAGGCAUAAUCAAAGCGUCAGAUUUUGCACAGGUCAUAAAAGAUUUAUGCCUUAAGCUCAAAGACUCUCAAUACACUUAUGUGCUGAAGAAAUUAAGACUUCAUCUCAACACCCACAUAAAUUGGAAAUUUUUCCUCCGGAACUUCCCCUGUUUCUUUGAGGAGACUGCUGUUGAGUGGUCUGAUAAAAUGCAGAGAGCUUGUAGGCCCAAAUCUCCGAAGGACCAGUCCUUGAAAGAUAUCCUGAUGCGCAUCCGGGAUGUCGUGACAACUCGCUACCUGAACAUAUCCCAGGAAUUUUCUGAUCUUGAUUGUUCCAAAUCAAACUUGAUAUCCAGAGAAGACUUCAGAAGCAUCUGCAAUCGUUACUUCCAGGUCCUGAAUGAUGAGCAGUUCGAGAGCCUCUGGAAUGAGCUGCCCCUCAACAGCGAUGGGAAGCUCAAGUACCAAGAAUUCUUAAGCAAGUUCAACAUGGAGAAAACUCUGAGCCCUCCGGCCACGGGGGAUUCGGUGAAAACCCAGCGAUCGGGAGGCAACAGUCCAGAGGCCGAGGCAGCUCCGGGGACUGCGCCCGCAACAGGAGGUGGCUCCGCCCCAGGGUCCGCACCGCGCCCCCAGACUGGCCCCGAGAGUGCUCCCCCGACCGCUGGCUCCAUGGCUUCCCGGGCCUGGGUCCCCCCCUUGCAGAACUGUGAGGUGAUUGAAACAAAGCUGAGAAAGAAGAUCCAGGGCUGCUGGAAGGAGAUGCUGAAGGAGUGUAAAGAGAAGGACGUGGACAAACACGGAGAAAUCACCGUGGCCGAGUUCCAAGCUCUGGCAGACAAGUACAACCUGGAGAUCAGCAAGGACGAGUGCCAGCAUCUCAUCACCAAAUAUGACCUGAAGAACAACGGCAAGUUUGCGUACUGCGACUUCUUCCAGAGCUGUGUCCUC